CUUCACCUUUAAGACAAUUAUUGAUUUUGGAAAAGUCAAAUUUUGAUCCGGAUUUUGACGACGGGAAGUGGUUGAAGGAGUUGAGAAGAAAGGCGAGAAGAAAUGACCUUAGUGAAGAGGAGAAACAAAAAGUGGGGAAACCAGGUGAUAUUUUACAAGAGGAAUUAUCUGAAUUCAAUAAAGAAAAAGUUGAAAAGGAUCAAAUUGAGCUGAAAAAUGGAAUCAUGAUAGACUCGGAUGGCAACUUAAUAAAAGAUGCAAUUGCUGUAUCUUUAAGUUUCCCUUUUGGGCAAGAAAGUUCGGAAGAUGAAGCAAUUGCAAUUUUAGGAGUGGAGACAACACAAAUUCACAAGAAAGUCUAA
Messenger RNA from Entrophospora candida, 362 nucleotides. The record is from the annotation of a GenBank genome assembly. NCBI's taxonomy places the organism in Eukaryota, Fungi, Glomeromycota, Glomeromycetes, Entrophosporales, Entrophosporaceae.